Achroia grisella is the source of this 600-nucleotide messenger RNA. RefSeq lists its product as uncharacterized. Lineage: Eukaryota; Metazoa; Arthropoda; Insecta; Lepidoptera; Pyralidae. The record is from RefSeq and is a predicted model, not a curated record. Bases 104 to 496 code for a protein of 130 amino acids. The transcript has 2 exons.
UUAUAUAUUGACACAGGUGUCUUUUAACGACGUAUUUUGAUUAUUAUAAUUUAGUUGUAAUUUAAUUGCGCACCUUUCCUCUUGGUCUUAACUGGAACUAAAAAUGGAAAAUAAAAUAAUAAUAUAUUUGUUGUAUUUUUCUAUUUGUGUUGUAACACUUAAUGCAGACGAAGAUUUAAGUGAAUAUUUAUUGAAUAAGCAGGCCAUUUCAUUAAUCACGGGUGAUAAUGAUUCAGGCGCAAGUAAAUCUAAUAAAAAUAACAACACAGAAGAUGGAACUAAAAAGAGUUAUCUAAAGUGUUCCAAAUAUAUUGGAAGUUUAUUAGCAUGCAUAUUGAUAAAUAAAGACUAUUCUACUGGAUGGAAGGUAGAUAUUGGUAACGUAGAGAUUCCCAACACACCGCCGAAGAAAUUUGAUAAUGAACAAGCACGGAAUACAAUUCCUGGUGCUAUAGGGGACUGGAUUGAAAAUAUUUUCAAAAUUAUAUUGUCAUAAUGUCUUACUUCCACGAUCCUUAAAAUAUGUGUUUAUUAUUGUCUAUAAACUCUUGCUUACGGGAAAGUAUAAUGUUAUUAAUAUAUGACUAAAAAUAAAUUAAA